Molecule: messenger RNA, 579 nt
Organism: Fulmarus glacialis (Northern fulmar)
Lineage: Eukaryota; Metazoa; Chordata; Aves; Procellariiformes; Procellariidae
Gene: CLTB
Product: clathrin, light chain B
Biological process (GO): clathrin-dependent endocytosis; clathrin coat assembly; intracellular protein transport
Cellular component (GO): postsynaptic endocytic zone cytoplasmic component; clathrin coat of coated pit; synaptic vesicle membrane
Molecular function (GO): clathrin heavy chain binding; structural molecule activity
Source: RefSeq, a predicted model, not a curated record
AUGAACACCAGCCCCUCUGGGAUCAUCUGCAGCUGCCAUAGUUGUGUUUGGCUUUCUCUUUUUUUUUCUCUAGCUGGUUUCCAGAAUGGAGGAGCCACUGUCAAUGGAGAUGUCUUUCAGGAGUCCAACGGCCCCACGGCCGCCUACGUAGCCAUAGCCAAGGCUGACCGGCUGACCCAGGAACCUGAGAGCAUCCGCAAGUGGAGAGAGGAGCAGAAGAAGCGCCUAGAGGAGCUGGGUGAGACCCAAGGCCAUGUGUGGCCAUGCUCGUGGNNUGAAAAGGCCAAGAAGGACCUGGAGGAGUGGAACCUGCGUCAGAAUGAGCAGAUGGAGAAGAACCGGGCAAACAACAGGAUCGCUGACAAAGCCUUUUACCAGCAGCCGGACGCCGAUGUGAUUGGCUAUGUGGCCUCGGAGGAAGCAUUCCUGAAGGAGUCCAAGGAGGAAACCCCAGGCUCUGAGUGGGAGAAGGUGGCCCAGCUCUGUGAUUUCAACCCCAAGAGCAGCAAGCAGAGCAAGGAUGUCUCGCGGAUGCGCUCGGUGCUCAUCUCCCUCAAGCAGACGCCCUUGUCCCGCUAG